This is a messenger RNA of Aspergillus luchuensis, 387 nucleotides long. RefSeq lists its product as uncharacterized. The coding region runs from base 1 to 387 and encodes 128 amino acids. The record is from RefSeq and is a predicted model, not a curated record. The transcript has 2 exons. Lineage: Eukaryota; Fungi; Ascomycota; Eurotiomycetes; Eurotiales; Aspergillaceae.
AUGCCGAGCUCAACUCCCAUCUCCACCGCGUCGAUCCACUGCUCUCUUCUCAUCGGCCUCACAUAUCUUUUCCUCACUCUGGUCAUUUCCGUUCUCCUCCCUCCCUCCCUUUUCUUCCCUCUUUUUCCAUCCUCUGCCAUCCAGGGACUUCCCGUGCGUGUUUGUUCCCACGUUUCCUUUUUUACUUGCCCUGUUCGCUAUCGCUCGGACCAGGAGAGCUUAAGCCUUAAGCCUUGGGAGUCCGUCGGUCCCUCCACGCAGAAGUGUCUCGUUCUCGUUCUCCCUCCGUCCGCGCCUCACUUUAGCAGCGUUUCGCAAGCGCCCAACUCGUCAAGCUCUCUUCUACCUGCAGAGAACUACCGAAAGGGCCAGAAACCAGCAAAAUAG